ACAGGACGUGUCUGCUCUGAGCUGCAGCUUCACUCCACGACUCAAAGAUCACUGCUGGGAGCAACGAGAUAAGCUUUAUAACCAGCAUGCAUGGUCACAAUGACCUGACUCUCCGUCUCUCUCUCCAGAUCUCGUUGAAAUUGUGACAGAAACAUGCCUUUUUUGGAAUUCGUCGCAGGCAGUAUUUCAGGUGCAGUGGGGCUUGCAGUUGGGCAUCCAUUAGACACAGUGAAGGUGCGUCUGCAAGCCCAGUCUGUGUAUAAAGGAAUAUUUCACUGUGUGGCCAAAACAUAUACUAAUGAAGGGCUGCGUGGAUUCUUCAAGGGCAUGGCGUUCCCGGUGCUGACCACUGGCCUCAUUAACUCGGUGGUCUUUGGAUCUUACAGCAAUGCUUUAUAUUACCUGUCUCAGUGCAGACGCAGCGGCGGCUCUGCCUCUGCUGGACACAUCUUCACUGCCGGCUGCUUCUCUGGACUGGUGCAGGUGUUUGUUUGUGCGCCCAUCGACCUGGUGAAGGUUCGUCUGCAGGGCCAGACCAGUGCCGAGCGGUACCGCGGACCCAUUCACUGUGUGACCGUCAUCCUGAAGGAGGGGGGGCUCCGGGGCCUGUACCGAGGAGGGCUGGCCCUGGCCCUCAGAGACGUACCCUGCUAUGGACUCUACUUCCUGCCUUACGAGGUCACCCGUAAAGCUCUGACCAAGAGCGGCGAGCAGCCAGGGACCUUUGCCAUCUUGAUGGCUGGCGGCAUUGCGGGCGUGGUUACCUGGGCCUUCGCCACGCCCAUGGACAUGGUGAAAGCCCGGCUCCAGAUGUCCGGGGCCGGCGGCCGCGUGUACAGCGGCGUCCUGCACUGCAUGAGGGUGAGCCUGAAGGAGGAAGGGCCCAGGGUCUUCUUCAAAGGCCUCCUACUGAACUCUCUGAGGGCCUUCCCCGUCAACGCCGUCACUUUCCUCAGCUACGAGAGCCUCAUGAAGAUCUUCUGUCCGCCUGAAAGAUGAAAUCCAAGAUCAAGUGUUAUUUAGUGGAGCUUUUUACACACAAACGCACACACACACACACACACACACACACACACACACAACUGUGGGCCAGGGCGGUCACACACUUUUUACUUUAGUUGUAUUCAGACUGUAAAGUCUGAAUCUGAUGCUUUUCUCACUUGAUUUGAAUCCGUUAUUUUACAGCAAGUGUUAAAGGUGAGGAGACGUUAUCCAGCGAUCUAAGCUGGUAUGUCCUUUAUCUACAUGUCUCAACAGGCCACAUAUCUAACACACAAUCUGCCACACUCACAACCCCUGCCGCAGGAAUUUUCAACCAGGAAUAAAGUUUCUCUGAGGCAGCAGGUGAUAACCGCUGUUUGAAGAGGGCUCUCUGAACAGGACGUGUGUGUUCUGACACGCUAAGCCAGCUGCGACAGUUGAAUGAAAGGAAAAGAAAAGUAUAUUUCUCAUAAAAUGCGUUUAUGGCUACACAUUAGCACUCUGGUUUUGACUAUUUAAGUAUGACUAAGAAUAAAAGGAGAUGAUUGUUCCGUAAGAACACAUAUUAGAUCAGCUGUGGCAUAAAAAUUCUGACUAAAUAAAAAAAAAAUAAAAUAAAAAAUUUAAUUUUAUAAUUGAUCAUAUUCUGAGCAACAGUCCAAACCGCCUUUUUUUUAACCUGUGAUUGUCUGUAAUUAACAACACCAAUGCAUUUAGUACCAGAAACUUGAACAUGCUUUAAAGUGACUCCUGAAAACAUUGUAAGUUACAUGUUUUGUCACUUGAAAGGUUAAAACUGAACAGAUCUGAGAACUGCUCAGGUUUGCUGAGAAAUGUUCCCCACUUGACCUAAAACUGUGAAUGUAAAAUACACAGCUGCUGCAUUUAGGAAAAAAAAAAAAGUUUUUACUCAAGUUUUUGUAUAUUAAAGACCUCAUUUCUCCAAUAACUGAACGUAUACAUGA
Salarias fasciatus (jewelled blenny) is the source of this 1946-nucleotide messenger RNA. RefSeq names its product solute carrier family 25 member 45 (gene slc25a45). The transcript has 7 exons. Gene Ontology annotation, molecular function: transmembrane transporter activity. NCBI's taxonomy places the organism in Eukaryota, Metazoa, Chordata, Actinopteri, Blenniiformes, Blenniidae. The coding region runs from base 154 to 999 and encodes 281 amino acids. Gene Ontology annotation, cellular component: mitochondrion. Gene Ontology annotation, biological process: transmembrane transport. The record is from RefSeq and is a predicted model, not a curated record.